This is a messenger RNA of Glycine soja, 327 nucleotides long. RefSeq lists its product as uncharacterized. NCBI's taxonomy places the organism in Eukaryota, Viridiplantae, Streptophyta, Magnoliopsida, Fabales, Fabaceae. The record is from RefSeq and is a predicted model, not a curated record. The coding region runs from base 1 to 327 and encodes 108 amino acids. The transcript has a single exon.
AUGGUUGAUUGUAAACCAAGGAGCACACCACUUGAAGCUAAGAUGAUGAUGACGUCCAAUACCACUCCCCUUGAUGAUCCAAGUUACUUUCGUGGGCUUGUUGGAUCUUUACAAUAUCUCACUCUUACUCACCCUGAUAUUUCAUAUAGUGUUAAUUUUGUGUCCCAAUUUAUGAACUCUCCUACCAUUGUGCAUUUACAAAUGGCUCAUCAUAUAUUACGAUAUGUCAAGGGAACUAUUGAUGUAGGUCUCCACUUUACUUCACAUACCACACUUGAUUUUUUUGCCUUUUCUGAUGCAGAUUGGGCAGGUUGUCCCACCACUUGA